Molecule: messenger RNA, 1626 nt
Organism: Trachemys scripta elegans
Lineage: Eukaryota; Metazoa; Chordata; Testudines; Emydidae
Gene: NDUFAF7
Product: NADH:ubiquinone oxidoreductase complex assembly factor 7
Exons: 10
Coding region: 195-1553 (452 amino acids)
Biological process (GO): mitochondrial respiratory chain complex I assembly
Cellular component (GO): mitochondrion
Molecular function (GO): protein-arginine omega-N symmetric methyltransferase activity
Source: RefSeq, a predicted model, not a curated record
GUCUGAGAAGGGAGAAAGGGGCGCCCACGCCCCAGUCAGGGAAACCCUCACACCCGCAAGCAUCGCCUGUGCCCUGGCCCGGCCUAGGACUCAGUCCCCUGCCUGUAUUCGGGGUGGAGGGAGCGUACACAGCACCCAGGAACUGGCAGCGUCAGGACAAAGGUGGAAGGUCAAAGGGCACGGGUGCUGCAAACAUGACCCGCCUGGCUGCACGGCGCUCUCUGCUCGCGGCUGUCCUCGGUGUCUCCUGGCAGCAGCGACUUCUCGGUCACCAUGUUGUCCCGGCUGCAUGGAGACGCCAGUGUUUCAGUGCCGGAAGCAAAGCAGAAGACAGCGCUCAGGUUACUCCACUCCUAAAGCAUCUCAUGUUCAAAAUAAAGUCAACUGGCCCUAUUACAGUCGCUGAAUAUAUGCGGGAAGUGCUAACUAAUCCUGUGAAGGGUUACUAUAUGCACCAUGACAUGCUGGGAGAAAGAGGAGAUUUUGUUACUUCACCUGAAAUAAGUCAAAUCUUUGGGGAGUUAAUAGGAAUAUGGUACGUUAGUGAAUGGAUGGCCACUGGCAAACCUAAAACUCUCCAACUGGUGGAACUAGGCCCAGGUAGAGGCACUCUUACAGAUGAUAUUUUGCGGGUCUUUAACCAGCUUGGCUCUUUACUCAAUAAAUGUGACAUUUCUGUUCAUCUGGUAGAGGUGAGCCCCAAACUAAGUGAGAUCCAAGCGUUGACGCUCACAGGAGGGAAGAUAGAAUCAGAGCUUGAUGUUACUUCCCCUGUCUACAUGAAAGGCAUUAGCAAGGCUGGAAUUCCAAUCUUCUGGUACCGAGAGCUGCAAGAUGUACCACAAGGUACCAGCUUUUAUUUAGCACAUGAAUUUUUUGAUGCCUUGCCAAUACAUAAAUUUCAGAGAACAGAACAAGGAUGGCGUGAAGUGUUGAUUGAUAUAGAUCCAAAAGCUCCUGACCAACUGCGGUUUGUUCUGGCACCAUCUGCCACGCCUGCUACAGAAUACUUCAUCCAGGGUAAAGAAGUAAGAGAUCACGUGGAAGUAUGUCCUGAUGCUGGCAUCCUCAUUCAGAGACUUGCCUGUCGUAUUCAAGAGGAUGGGGGAGCUGCACUGAUUGCUGAUUAUGGUCACACUGGAAAUAAGACUGACACUUUCAGGAGUUUCCGCAGUCAUCAACUUCAUGAUGCAUUAAUAGCUCCAGGUACAGCAGACCUGACAGCAGAUGUUGACUUCAGCUAUCUCCGAACCAUGACACAGGGAAGAGUAGCCACAUUGGGACCUCUAAAGCAACAGGAAUUCUUAAAGAAUAUGGGUAUUGAUGUCCGGCUGCAGGUGCUAUUGCAAAAUUCAAGUGACACAGCAAUGCACAAACACUUGCUUCAAGGCUAUGAUAUGUUAAUGAAUCCUAAGAAAAUGGGAGACCGCUUUCAUUUUUUUGCCCUGCUGCCUCAUCAGAGACUUGCACGUUCUGAUCAGAAAGUGAAUCUACAACACUCAAAAUCUCUUUCCGCACCUGUUGCUGGAUUUGGUGAACUUAUCUGGAAAUAAAGCCAAAGAUUAGACACUGUAUAAUUGAUGGGAGCCUGCCAGUAACUAUUAAAGUCACAACAAAGAAAAUGAA